UUCAUAUCGAGCAGUGCCUUGCCAGCGAUCACACAUUCGAUACACAGUGAGAAGUGAGAAGUUAUUGUUUGCUCACACACGCCAUGGAAGUCAGCAGCGAACUCAGGCAAAGCCCGUGUUUGCAUCUGUGUGGGGCACGGAGAAACUGCUGUCUAGCAUGGACGGCAUUGGGCUACAGAGACCGGCACAGCAGAAGCAAGACUUUGACACUGGCAUAUUCUGGAGCGGUGGCGAGCGCUGGCCUUUGUGAGCAUGACACCCGCGGCCUGGGCCACUGAAGCAGACCUCAAAGUGAAGCUGGAAGCGUAUGAAGGACUGGAACCCACAGCUCACUGGGGCUCUAGAGGGGUGAAAAUCCUGAGGUUCAUGGGCGAAGCUGAGCAUCCAGGCAAAGACAUGAGCAAGCUGAAGCUCACACAACACCCUGCAGUGGCCAAGUCACCAGAGGUCAGACGAUUGGUUGGUAUAGACAGAUACGACUUUGACGACGGUCAGCCCAACGGCCCGGAUCUGCCAGUGUACAAUGCACCUUCGGGAAUACAAAUCUCACGGAAGCGCAAGGCUUCUUUCACCCAAAAGUCAAAAGGUCGAAAGUCAAAGGUUGCCCGGAAGUAAUCAUGAUUUUUAUCGUUGUAUCUGUGUUUUAUUAAUUAUUCCUCUUUGACCUUUUAUGUCUCCAGGCGAUCGGGUUCGUUGGAGGAGACCACUAUGCAUGUAUUAUCUCUCUCUCUGUCUCUUUGUCUCUCUCCGUCUCUCUGUCUGUCUGUCUGUCUGUCUGUCUAU
This is a messenger RNA of Aplysia californica (California sea hare), 783 nucleotides long. RefSeq lists its product as uncharacterized. The record is from RefSeq and is a predicted model, not a curated record. Lineage: Eukaryota; Metazoa; Mollusca; Gastropoda; Aplysiida; Aplysiidae.